Corylus avellana is the source of this 456-nucleotide messenger RNA. The record is from RefSeq and is a predicted model, not a curated record. Lineage: Eukaryota; Viridiplantae; Streptophyta; Magnoliopsida; Fagales; Betulaceae.
AUGGAAAGAGCUCCAGAACAAAAUUAUGGCAUUUCUAAAAGAUCUAUUAAUCCUCAGCUCUUCCAUCUACUGCUCCUAGUACUGGUGAACCUUGCUGCUCUUUCCAAUGCAGAUAUUGGCACCGCAGCUCAGUACGAUGCUCCAUUCUCACCAACUGUCUGCCACGGAAGCGAUGAGGCGCAGUUCCCGUCGAGCGAACUGUUCGGGUCGGCCGGCGAGGAAAUAUGGGACAACGGCGAGGCCUGUGGGAGACUGUAUUCGGUGCAGUGCAUAAGCGCUUCUGAUCCCACAACUUGCAUUCCAGACCGGAUAAUUCAUGUAAAGAUUGUCGAUCGUGCACUGACUUCCGCCUCUAGGCCUUCCCGGGAAGAUGUUACCAUCGUUCUUUCCACCGGUGCAUUUGGGAUGAUCGCCGACGCUUCUGCUACAUUUAUCAACAUACAAUUCAUCCCGUGA